AUGAUAUUAGCAAGCAAAGAAGACAAUGUGAUAUGUUUGGGAGAGAAUGAUGAUAAAACUACUAGUCGUACUACUAGUAUUUCUGUUCAUCAACUCAGAAUUCCAUCAUAUUCUUGUAAACAAAUAUUCAACAGUCUAUUGUUUACCAGCACUGUCGUCUUUUGCUUCGUAUCAUCUAGUCCAUUCCUUACAGAUGGUCAAGCGUCAUCCAAGCCUGAUGAAUUAAAUGUAACACUGAGUGCAUUAAAUUCCGAAGCACUGUCAAACGCUUCAUUUGACGGAAGAACACUACCAUAUCCAACAGAUAUCUAUUCACAGAGUCCUUUCUCGCCAAAUAUAUACCCACCAUUCCCAUUUAUUCCAGGACCAUAUCCGUGGGUGAAACAUGAAAAUCGAUGGUGUAUUCUAGAUGUCUUUGAUUAUUUAUGGUGCCUUCACGGAAUUGUUCGUCAAAAUUCUUCAUCUAAUUGA
This is a messenger RNA of Trichobilharzia szidati, 471 nucleotides long. The record is from the annotation of a GenBank genome assembly. NCBI's taxonomy places the organism in Eukaryota, Metazoa, Platyhelminthes, Trematoda, Strigeidida, Schistosomatidae.